AUGGCAGAACUUUUGCCGCCUGUGGAGACUUUGUCUGACGAUGGUGGAGAAGACGCUGGCCUGCCGCUGGUAGCUGCUCUAUCGGAUGAUGAACCUAGCCGCCCAGAGGCGCUUCAAUUGGCAGUGCCGCGUAAAAGGCCUCGAAAAGCCGAGGGGCCGGGCUUUGCUGAUGUGGAGAAGCUGCUGAAGCGGUUGGUGCAGUCCAAUUGCAGAUGUCGGGGAGGAGGAUGUAAGAUACCUUUUCGAGGUGGACAAGCUUUCGAAGACAUUUUGCAGAUGCGCUACAGGUUUUCUCAUUCAGUCAAGCGAGAUGUCGACACAGAGGUUUUCCAGAUGCUGAAGCAGCAGGGGCUUCAAGAGAGACGGGGCCUGCGGCUGGCUGGCCAUAGGGUUUGCCAGCGAACUUUCAGGUGUUUCAUCGGUCUUGCGAAGAGCCGCUUCUCACGGCUCAGAACUGCUGCUUUGGAUGGGGAACAAGUGUGCCCCUUGGAUGGGCGCAGUGUUCCGAAAGAGAAGAGUGUGUUGCCGCACAACAGCUGCCGAGCGGAGGUGGUAGAGUUCUUGGAGCAGCUCUAUCAUACUGUAGCUGAACCUCUUCCCGAAGCUGGCAAUGAGAUGCUGAGAUUGAAUUUGGGAGUGAAGAGCAAGCGCCGCGGGAAGAGACCCCGUUCCAUCUUCAAGAAGGAGACCUUUGAGAAGGGCUUUGCACCUGGUACCAAAUUCUUGCCGCCCGGCACGUUGGGGGAAUACCUUGAGCAAUGUCGAUCCGAGUUUCCGUCCAAAACCAUUGGCAGAAAAGUGUUUUGUCGAGUUUGGGAAGAGAGUUACCGAGACCGGUUGGUCAUCCGGCCAAAGACUCAACACGCCAAGCGUGGCCAAUGUGUAAAAUACAAACUGUUGCUCAAACGUCUUGUAUCCAACCCGGUGGCCAAGCGCAGCCAGAUGGCAGCUUUCAGGCAACAUUUGCGGCAACAAUAUCACGACAGAACUAUGUAUUGGCGCUCCCGCUCUCUGAGCCGUAUGGGUGGCCUUGGAGAGGACAUGACCAGAACCAUCAGCAUCUGCCUUGAUUCUAUAGACCAUUCAAAGUUUCCAUUGCCUAAGUCGGCAGCAAUGGGAAGCAAGUGUUUUGCUGGAUAUAUCAAGCCAUCCCUGACGGUGACAGGGGUGCUGCUUCACGGCCUAGCUGCCUUCCUUGUGGUUGGGGAGCCGCACUUGCAGAAAGACGGCUGCUGGACAGCCGAAAUUUUGGCCUAUUGCAUGCAUGUUCUGUGUGGUUUGCCGUGGCUCGAUGUGUCCCGUUGUCACAUCAGAUGCCACGGCGACAACAGCAGCCGCGAGCUGAAGAAUAAUUGCCUCACCCGGCUUCUUGCCGGGAUGGUAUCUAGUGGCCGUGUCCGCUCUGCAUGUUUAGAGACAUUGCAGAGCGGGCACAGCCACGAGGACAUAGAUCAAUGGUUCAGUUCUCUAUCAACAUUUGUGACCAACGAGCAAGAACUGCACACCACUGAGGAGUAUCUCAAUGCUUUGCAAAAGUUUCUCGACCAGCCCCACAACCGGCCUCAUGAACAUGUGAAGCGUGUAAUCCACAUCGACCAGGUCAGGAAUUGGCGUGACCACCUGCAGCUUUUGUGCUGCAACAACAAGCUGGUUGGCAUUGGGGGUCCCGGAGCGCCACAUCUUUACCAUUUCAGUCAGUUCCAGCAUUCAGGACUGAAUUCAACAUUAUUGCACACGGUUAUCAACCCCGCCACCUGA
Cladocopium goreaui is the source of this 1758-nucleotide messenger RNA. The record is from the annotation of a GenBank genome assembly. Lineage: Eukaryota; Dinophyceae; Suessiales; Symbiodiniaceae.